ACUACCACCGCGCUAGGUCUUAAAAAAAAAGAAAAAAGAAAAACACCGUGCUCUCAGCCGUCGCCGCCGUGCCCUACCUUCACCGCCGACGCGUCGAUCCCCAACGCGCGUCGCCUCCGUCGCCAUUCUCGUUCGUCCUCGUCGGGAAAUCGCGUUCCUGGUGUCUCCAUCAUUCCAAGGCCAUUGGGGUUUUGAGGUUUUGAUGCAGUCAAAGUUCACUGCCAUAUUGUUGUUUGAGAAUUGAUCCAGAUAUGUCCGUCCAUUAUCUGCUGUAACGCUUGAGUCAGCGGAUACUGAUUUCCAGUUGAUAGCACUUCACAUCAGGGCUCUUGUGGUUUUUCUUUUGGCAGAGAUUAUGAUGGAGUGCAACAGAGAAGAGGCCUUCAGGGCCAGGGAAAUUGCUCUAAAACAGAUGGAAAAUGAAGAUUUCAUUGGUGCCCAAAAGAUUGCACUUCAAGCUCAAAUGCUUUUUCCAGAGCUUGAAGACAUAUCUAAACUGUUAAACAUAUGCAAUGUACAUUGUGCAGCAGAGGCAAGGGUGAAUGGAGAGACGGACUGGUAUGCAAUCCUUCAGGUGGAGCCAACAGCAGAUCCUGAUCACAUAAAAAAGCAAUACCACAGGCUUGCAAAGUCAGUCCAUCCGGAUAAAAAUUGUUUUAGUGGUGCUGAAGCUGCUUUCAAGUUGGUCUCUGAAGCUUAUACUGUAUUGUUUGAUCAAACAAAGCGAUCUCAUUAUGACAUCAGAAGGCUUAAUGCUUUGAGAAAAGUACGAAAACAAGCUACACAGCAACAAAAGAAGAGUGACACAAGUAAAUCUGAUGUGCCUGGAUAUGUAGCAUCUUUUUGGACUAUAUGCCCCCACUGUGAGACACAAUAUCAGUACCCCAUCUAUGUCCUAAACACUGUGAUGUGCUGUUUGAGCUGUCGAAAAAAUUACUUUGCAUACAACUUAAAGGAACAGUAUGUGCCAACUUCAUCAAGUGUUCCCAGUAGUUUUCAAGUUCCAGCAAAGAUGUUUCCAAGUCAACAAGGCCACCCUGUGAAGCUUUCUUCUGUACGGGGAACCACAUAUGUGAAGCCAAGGAUGAACGUGGCCCAUUGUGAUGAAUACAUGAAAGGGUAUAGCAGGUCAAGCAUGGAUGAGAAAGCUAAUCAGUCUCAGUCAGGAACAAGGGUGGGAAAUCAAUUUUCAGCAAUGAAUCAAGAUAAAUCUUCUGUACCGACUGUAAAUGCGCAUGUGGGUGAAAGGUCAAUACCAAUUCCUGCUGAUCCAGACAUCAUUGGCAUACAGAAGUCGGGUACAGAAGAGGCAUCUGCAGCUCCAAAUGCUAAGAAGGUCCCUGGUCCUGUGAAGCUCUCCUCUACAGGUGUAAACACAUAUACGAAAGUAAAGAUAAAUGUGGCACGGUGUGAUAUAAAAGGGAAUGGCAGCACAGGUGGUGACAAGGAAGCCAACCAGUCAGACAUUACAAGCAGGAAAGUUGAAAUUCCAACGAUGAAUCAAGCUAAAUCUUCUGCCCAAACGACAAACAUUAACACAGAUGGAAGAUGGAUGCCAAAUCCUGCUGAUCCAAAUGUUGACAGAAAUAACUUGUGGAAAGAAGAUAUAUCUACAGUGUCAGAUGGUGCAGGAUCCUCCAGUCUCCGGAGAUCGGCUAGGAGAAAGCAAGAUGCUGCUGGGAGCAGUAACCUGGACUCUAAUAGCAAAAAGAAGCAAAGGAUAAAUGAUUUGCAAUCUAGUGACUUGAACUGCAAGAACAUGUUGGAUGAUAAUGUCACUAACGCUGACAGGCAAUCAGUUCCACCUCAUGUGUCCAGCAAAAUAGACAUCCAAGAGAAAGCUAAAACUAGAGAUAUGGGUGAUCAGGACAAUAUCAACGCAGAAGCUACAGAUACUGUUGGUCAGAAUGAACAAAGCUAUUCUGUGAAGCUUUCUCUCCCAGAUACAGAUUUCUUUGAUUUUGAGAAGUUAAGGGAUGUCAAUAUGUUUGCAGUUGGUCAGAUCUGGGCCAUUUAUGAUAACCUUGACGGCAUGCCAAGAUAUUAUGCUAGAAUAAAACGUUUUGACGCCUCCAACUUCAAUGUUCAUCUCACUUGGCUGGAGUACAUUGAAGCGAAUGAAGCAGAGAAGAAAUGGACUGAUGAAGAAAUGCCUGUUGCUUGUGGAAGCUUUCGCUUGGGAACAGCAGAUAUAUCACAAGACAGGCCCAUGUUUUCGCAUAUUGUUUCAGGGGCAAAAUGCAAAAAAAGGAACUAUGAAAUACAUCCUAGUAAGGGUGAGGUAUGGGCUCUUUAUAAGGGAUGGAGCUUGCAGUGGGGAUCAGAUGCAGAUAACCAUAGGUCCUAUGAAUAUGAAGUGGUUGAAGUCCUGUCAAAUGUCUCGGUUAGUGCUGGCGUUUCUGUUGUCCCAUUGGUCAGGAUUAAAGGCUUUGUCAGUCUAUUUGCGACAGCUAAGGACAAAUCUGAAAUCGUGAUAGCAUCAAGUGAGCUACUUCGUUUCUCUCACAGCAUCCCCUUUUAUAGGACAAAUGGGAAUGAGAAAACUGGUGUCCCAGGAGGGUUCCUAGAACUCGACACUGCAUGUCUCCCAGUCGACCUGGAUGCAGCAUUUCCUUCCGUAACUCUCGAAUCAUUCAUGUCUCCCUGCAAUAAAGAUGAUAUCACAUUCACUGAUUUUUGUGGUGACGGUGCAAUAGGUAAAGAUGAAGAUAUUUUUUCUGAGCAGAACACAUCCUUGCCGAAAACUGCCCAUGGUUGUAAUGGUUUAGGUGCUUCCUCUACACAAAAUUGUCCCUCCCCAAGAAUUUAUACCUACCCUGAUUCUGAAUUCCAUAACUUUGAAGAAUUCCGCUCAUGUGAGAACUUUCAGUGUGGACAAAUCUGGGCUUUAUACAGUGAUCUUGAUUACUUCCCCAAGUUCUAUGGCUGGAUAAGUAAAGUCGAGCUAGAACCUUUUGAAGUGCACUUGACCUGGCUCGAAGCUUGCCCUCAACUGAAGCAGGAGAAACAGUGGUUGAAGCAGGAUAUACCUCUCAGCUCUGGUAACUUUAAAAUUCGAAACUGGGAAACUAAGUAUGAAACUAAUGAUACUUUCUCUCAUUUAGUAUACGCCGGACCUAUUGAGUCAAAUCAGCAGAUUCGAAUUCUUCCUCAAGUAGGCGAGAUUUGGGCCAUCUACAUGAACUGGACACCUGACUGGACUCCCUCCAGCAUUGAUGCUUGUGAAUUUGCUAUGGGUGAGAUCAUUGAACGCACUGAAGCUAGCACAAAAGUUUCUUUGCUGGCUCAAGUUGAUGGUUACAGAGCGGUGUUCAAGCUUGACAAGAGAAAGGUAGCUCUGGAGAUACCUUCCAGGGACAAUCAGAAGUUCUCUCACCGAGUCCCCUCGUUCCGUCUGACAGAAGAAAGUGGUGGCAAGCUCCGUGGCUUCUAUGAGCUCGAUCCAGCCUCUGUUCCGGAUGUUUUCCUGUACAGGGAUGCCCCAUGAGAUGCUGAUGACAAACAGCAAAUCCCUUCCAGUAGAUUCUGACUAAGAACUAUGUCUUAUUCCGAUAUAUAUUCUUCUGUGUUAAAUAUUAUACCAGUCAGUUUAGUCUGUUAAAGAUCAUGCUAGCAUUAGAUCAGAUGGCAAGUAACCAGGUCACCAGUGCCAGUAAAAGGGUUCUGCUGCUCAAACCAGAUUGCAAUACCUUGCAAGAGUCCCUCAGGCAUGGUGUCAGAAGUGUUGCUCAAUUCAAGUUUUUGUUGCUGUUGAAGGAUUUGGCGUGUGGUCGGAAGCGGUGAAGGAGGAAGAAGAGAAGUGAAAUCCCCUUUUUCCCUUUCUUUUUCGUCUGGAACUGAGGACGCGGGAAGAAAACAAAGGCACUGGUUGUUGGAAUGUUGAAAUUGUUGGAUACCUGGAAUGUUUUGUGUUAUCCAUGCUAGGAUCAUCAGACUACCCA
Brachypodium distachyon (stiff brome) is the source of this 3941-nucleotide messenger RNA. RefSeq lists its product as uncharacterized. The transcript is spliced from 3 exons. Bases 356 to 3487 code for a protein of 1043 amino acids. NCBI's taxonomy places the organism in Eukaryota, Viridiplantae, Streptophyta, Magnoliopsida, Poales, Poaceae. The record is from RefSeq and is a predicted model, not a curated record.